UAAUCACAAUACUUCAAAUGCUUUCGGAUGAUUUUAUUCAAUGCAAGGCAAGGCCUUAAAUAGGAAAAAUACAUAACGGAAAUAAAUGAAAAAUAACAAACUAGAACUGGAAACAAGGAACUUGCAUGAGAUCAGGAACGACAGUUGACCCAUGCAGAUUAUUAUUAUCAUCCGAAUGUAACAACCUCCAAUAGAAACUUCUAGAUUGAAUUAUCUCCAAUACCCCCCUUUAAUUCAAUCUUUCUAACUCCCAGAGCCUCCCUUAAAUAGCAAAACUGUUCAGUCCCAAGGGGCUUUGUUAACAAAUCAGCAACCUGUUCUUCAGUUCUACAAGCCUUCAACACAAUUUGAUUGGAAUCAACCAGACUCUUGAUGUAGUGAAACUUGAUGUCUAUAUGUUUGCUCCGGCUAUGCAUUGCUGGAUUUUUUGAUAAAAAUAUAGCUGAAACAUUAUCACAGAAAAUUUCAGUUGCCUUCUCUUGUUUGUAACCAAGCUCACUUAACAAGUGCCUCAUCCAAACGGCUUGACAAGCUGCACCAUUGGCUGAGAUGUACUCAGCUUCAGUCGAUGAAAGAGCAACCACGGAUUGUUUCUUCGAACUCCAAGCCACUGCACUACUUCCCACAAAAUACACAUAUGCUGAAAUGCUUUUGCGAUCCUCAGUCGAACGUGCCCAGUCACUGUCAGAGAAACCUAUCAGCUUAACUUCAGCUCCUUUGUCAUACCACAAACCAUAAUCAAUCGUUGCUGCAACAUAUCUUAGUAUCCUUCUUGCUGCUCCAAAGUGUAUUGAAGUAGGAGCCUGCAUGUACCUAGCAAUGAACCCUACAGCAAAGGCCAGUUCAGGCCUUGAAUGUGUUAAGUACAACAGACCUCCAACCAAACUUCUAAACCUUCCUUCAUCAACUCUUCCAGAACAAUCACCUUGCAAUUUUUCCCCUUUGUUCAUUGGUGUUACCACACCUUUGCAGCCCCACAUACCAAACCUUUUAAGAAGAUCAGUUGCAUACUUCUUUUGAGAGACAGAAACACCACUUUCAGUUUGAUUAAUUUCUAAUCCAAGAAAAUAUCUUAGUUUUCCUAGAUCAGUCAUAUCAAACUCCUUGAUCAUCUUUGCUUUGAACUCUUCUGCUAACAAUUGCGAUGAGCUAGUAUAAAUUAUAUCAUCAACGUAGAUGCAUAUAAUAAUUAUACCAUCCUCAUCAGUCUUCUUGACAUACACAGUAGGUUCACUAGUGAUUCUCAAAUAAGAGUUAAGAUGUAAAUACGAAUUAAUCCGAUCAUACCAAGCCUUAGGUGACUGUUUAAGACCAUAGAGGGCCUUAUGAAGCCGAUACACCUUCUCUUCCUGUCCUUUCACUUCAAAACCAGGUGGCUGAGUGACAUACACUUCCUCUUGAAGAGAUCCAUUUAAAAACGCAGACUUCACAUCAAGCUGGUGGAUACUCCAACCUUGUUGAGCAGCUAGAGACAAGAUGACCCGUAUUGUUUCAAAUCUUGCCACUGGGCAAAAGUUUCUUCAUAAUUGAUCCCAUAUUCCUGGGCAAACCCCUUUGCAACUAUUCUAGCUUUAUACUUCUGAACCGUACCAUCUGCAUUCAGCUUGACCUUAAAGAUCCACUUCAAACCAAUAACUUGUUUGUCUUCUGGUAGAUCAACCAAGGUCCAUGUCUUGUGUUUCUCUAAAGCCUGCAACUCAACCUUCAUAGCUUCUUUCCAAGACUUUGACAACAUAGCUUCUUCAUGCGAUGUGGGUUCCAUAGAUGAAAGAGCUAACCCACAUUCAUAUAAUUGUUGAACUUGUUCUGGCUCAAAUGGAACUGUGUCAUCAUAUAUUUGGCUUAAUGGUCUGACCCUUGUAUCUGCAAUACUGCUGCUUCCAGUGACUUCACUGCUGCUACUUCCAUUCUGAUUUGUACUUUGGUCAGCAUUACUUGUCACAUUCUGAGUGUUGAUUCCAUUGCCUGUUUCUUCAUUAUUCAGCUCACCAGAAACUUCGCUUUCAUUUGGUUCCCAAAUGUUAACAAACUCUGAUGGUAUCCCAUACUUAUCAUCUUGUUUGUCAUUCCAUUUAGUAUGUUCAUCAAAAACAACAUUCCUGCUUGUGAUAACACACCUUUUAACUGGAUCAUAUAAACGAUAGGCUUUGGAACUCUGAGAAUAACCAACAAAGAUACACUUUCGUGCCUUAUCAUCUAACUUCUUUCUUUGUUGUUUUGGAACCAAGCAGUAAGCCACACAACCAAAUACCUUUAAGUGGUGAACUGAGGGAAUACGGUUAUACCAUACUUGGAAUGGUGUGGCUUCAUCAAGGGCCUUGGUAGGAGACAUAUUCCGGAGAUACACCGCAGUGGCCACUGCUUCUCCCCAGAAUAUGUUACUCAGAUUUUUCUCAUGCAACAUGCUCAAAGCCAUUUCAACAACAGUUCGGUUCUUUCUUUCUGAAACGCCAUUAUGUUCAGGAGUGUAAGGAGGUGUUAAUUCCCUCCUUAUACCUUCCUUCUCACAAAAAGCCAUGAAUUCUUUUGAACAAAACUCUCCUCCUCUAUCUGUUCUAAAUGCCUUGAUUUUCUUACUCAUUUCUGUUUCAACUUUGGCUUUAAAUAUUUUAAAUUUUUCAAACACCUCAAACUUGUUUUGUAGAAAAUAAACCCAGGUCAUUCUACUUGCAUCAUCAGUGAAAAGAAGAAAAUACCUGUUGCCUCCCAAAGAUUUUGUAGACAUAGGUCCACAGACAUCCGCAUGAAUAAGAUCCAACACUUCCAUUGUCCUGAAUGAUUCAGCAGGAAACGAGGCCCUGCUUAACUUGCCAUGAACACAACUUUCACAAACAUUCCAGUGCUUCAAUUUAGGUAGUCCAUAAACUAGUUGAUUUAAACACAAACUUUGUAAGCUCCUUUCAUUCAGAUGCCCAAACCUCAAAUGCCACAAGUAUGAAUCAUCAACAAUGGUAGCAAAUGCCACAUGAUUUGAGUUUGACACAUCAAGUGGAAAUGUGUUGUUAUUUGCCACAGGAAUCGUACACACUGUUUCACCAGUGCUCUUCUUCAAUACGGUGCAUGCUCCAUCAUCAAACACCAAUCUGUGUCCUCCCUUCAUCAACUGUCCAACACUUAAAAGGUUAUACCCCAAGUCUGGAGCAUAUUGGACAUCGGUCAGAGUCUUGUAUUUUCCACCUGCAACUUCAAGGCUAACAGACCCUUUUCCUUCUACAUUGAUUCUCUUCCCAUUACCCAUUCGAACAGCAACAGUGUUUGUUCUAUCAAUAUUCUUAAAUAAAGAUUUUUGCCCAGUCAUGUGGUUUGAACAACCACUAUCAAGAAACCAAAUAUUAGGAGGACUAGCAUCACCUUUAGUUAUCAUCAAGGCUUGGUUUUCUUCAUUCUCCUGUAUGACCAUGAACAAUUGACCUUCUUCUUCAUCAUUUUCAUCACCAACAGCUGGUGAUGCUUGGGGUUCAUUCCAACAGUCCCUGCUGAGAUGACCAUAUUUGUUGCAAUUGUAACAUUGGACAUUAGCUUUACCUCUACCAUUACCUCUGCCUCUUCCUCCACGUCCACGUCCUCUUGAGUAUCCUCUUCCUCUUCCUCGUGUGAAUAGACUUGUCUCUUCUUCCUUAGCUUGAAGAGCUUGUUCUUCUGCAACAUUCUCACAACUUCUAUUCACUCUAGCUUCAUGGGACUGCAGGGAUCCCAUCAAUUGAUCAAAGGUCAUUACACUAAGAUCCUUUGAUUCUUCAAUAGCAGCAACAAUGUGAUCCCAUUUAAUAGGUAAGCUUCUCAAUACUUUCUCCACCACCUUCUGAUCUGUCACUGUUUCACCAUACGCUCUUUGUUGAUUGACAAUCUUCAUGACCUUUGACAGGAAGUCACCCACAUGCUCUCCAUCUUUCAUAUGAAUUGUUUCAAAUUCCCUUCGCAGACCUUGCAAUUUCACCAUUUGAACCUUUGUAUCGCCCUCAUACUCAUUUUGCAACAAGGUCCAGGCCUGCUUAGAUGUGGUAGCACCAGCUAUUCUAGAGAAUAGCUCAUCAUGUACACCAGACUGGAUCAGAGAGAGUGCACGUGCAUCUUUUCUCUUAUGAUCUCUCAAUCUGGUACGGUCAGCAUCAGCAUCAUUGUAACCAUUUUCCACAAAAUCCCAGAGAUCUUGUGACAUAAUGAUAGUCUUCAUUCUAAUCUUCCAGAAUUCGUAUCCUUCUCCCUUAAAGAUUGGAAGAGGAGGAUUAGGUGCACCAGUAUUUUGAUUAUUAGCCAUGAGAACAACAAAGAUCGACAGAAGAGGGAGUGAGAGAUUAAGAAUUGAGAAUGAUUAUAACCUGGAUUUGCUCUGAUACCACUGUUAGAGCAAACACAAGCAUAUAAUCACAAUACUUCAAAUGCUUUCGGAUGAUUUUAUUCAAUGCAAGGCAAGGCCUUAAAUAGGAAAAAUACAUAACGGAAAUAAAUGAAAAAUAACAAACUAGAACUGGAAACAAGGAACUUGCAUGAGAUCAGGAACGACAGUUGACCCAUGCAGAUUAUUAUUAUCAUCCGAAUGUAACAACCUCCAAUAGAAACUUCUAGAUUGAAUUAUCUCCAAUAGCUCCAGAAUAUCAGAACACUCGUACAUUAAGAAUAAAAUCUGAUGUUUAUAGUUUUGGAGUUGUCUUGUUCGAAAUUUUGUGUGGCCGGAAGGCCAACGACCCAAUAUACCUUAAGGAGAGUGACCACGGGCUGGCCGUUGUGGCAAGACGAUGCUUCAGCAGGGGAACACUAUAUGACAUGAUGGAUCCUAUACUAAAAGAAGAAACACAUGAAAACAAUUGUGUAUUAUAUAGAGGACCCAAUGAGUAUUCUAUAAAAACAUUUAUUAAAAUUGCAAAUCGGUGUUUGGCUAAAACUCUAUUGGAACGUCCAACGACGAAAGACGUUGUCAAGCAACUUAAGAAAGCAUUAAGUUUUCAAGAGGACGGAGUACAACGCCCAGAUAUUGAUCAAGCUGCCAACGAAAAUAUUCCAGAGGAGCAAGUAGAACACUCAUCUCUGCAGCACAUUAUAGAUCAAUUUAAGGACAUAUGCCAAGAUCUGCCAAAGCCCGAAAUUUCGUGGGAGAAGCUGGAACACUUAAAGAUUGGUCUCAAUGAUGUUAAAUUAGCAACCCAUGAUUUUGCAAUGGAAUGCAUGAUUUCAUCUAGCGGUCAUUAUACUUUGUACAGAGCUGCCCUCAGCCAUUUUGAUGAAGAAAAUCCCAACAUUGGAGCUAUAAAACGCAUCUCUUCUGGACAGGACAUAUAUGGAAAAGAAGAGUUUCACAGAGAAAUUGAAAUGCUUACCACUAUUAAGCAUCAUGCCAUAGCCACUCUACUUGGAUAUUUUGCUGAAGGUUCUGAGAUGGUUCUUCUCAUUAACAAUGUUGAUAAUGGACUGCUUAGUUCUUAUCUAGGAAACGAAAAUGCACAUUGUUCUUUGACGUGGGAAAAACGCUUGAAAAUCUGCAUUGAUGUUGCACACGCAUUGAAUUACCUACAUUCUGAGAUAGAAGACCAAAAGAGGAUAAUAAACCGUUAUAUAAGUAGCAGUAGCAUUGGGUUGGACGAGAACUGGGGGGCAAAAAUUAUUGAGUUUGGGUUCUCCAUAUUCCUGCCUCCAAAUCAUGAUGACAAAGGUCUCUAUCACGGAAAGCCUUGUGGAGCAGAGUACUUCGCUGAUCCAGAAUAUCUUAGGACCGGUUAUUUAACAAGAAAAUCAGAUGUUUAUAGUUUUGGAGUAGUUUUGUUAGAAAUGUUAUGUGGGAGGCCAGCCCAUGACAUAAUUUACUUUAUGGAUGGUCACAAAGGGCUGGCCUAUGUGGCUAGACAAUGCUUCAGGAUGGGAACACUGGAAAACAUGAUAGAUCCUACAAUAAAGGAAGAAACCAGUGAAAACAAUUUUGUUCUAAAUAAAGGACCCAACAAAGAUUCUUUGCACACAUUUAUGGAAAUUGCAUAUUACUGCGUGGAUGAAGUUGAACACUACCGUCCAACGAUGAAAGAAGUUGUUGAGGAGCUUGAGAAAGCUUUACUUCUUCAAAAAAACAACAAGGACAACCCCAGAAUUUCACUUGAAGACAUAAGACUCGCCACACAAAACUUCCAUGUAGACAAUUACAUUGGCAGGGGAGGAUUUGGGAAAGUAUAUAAAGGAAACUGUCAAUACGGUGAUAGGGUUGAACCCGUUGUUGCAAAGCAAUUGGAUAAGCAGUCUGAUCAAGGGGAACAACAAUUCUUGAGUGAGCUCCAAAUUCUUAUGGAGUAUAAGCACGAGAAUGUCAUUGGCCUUGUAGGCUAUUGUGAUGAACAGGGUGAAAAGGUCAUUGUUUAUGAGUAUGCAUCAAGAAGAAGUCUUGACAGGUAUUUGAACGCUCCUUAUCUUACAUGGAUGCAACGACUUAACAUAUGCAUCGAGGUUGCAAGCGCGCUGGAUUUUCUUCAUAGAGGAGUUGGAAAACAAUCAAAGGUGGUACAUAGGGACAUCAAAACCGAAAACAUUCUACUAAAUCAUGAUUGGAAAGCAAAACUUGGUGAUUUUGGGCUUUCCUUAAUAAGUCCAAAAUCAGAUUAUAUCAUAGAUUCGGUGUGUGGCACACUGGGAUACUUGGACCCAGUUUACAAAAAAUUACAAUUUCUAAGCAUAGAGUCUGAUAUUUAUUCAUUUGGUGUGGUUUUAUUUGAGAUUUUGUGUGGAAGAUCAACGUUCGUAAUCCACAAACAUGAGGGUCACUAUCUACCGGAUUUCAUUAAAAACAAAUUUGAAGAAAGAAAGCAUGAUGAGGUGGUGUUUGAGCCAAUAAAGAAACAGAUAGAGCCAAGAUCAUUGAAUACAUUUCAAAAGAUUGCCUACCAAUGCUUACGUCAUGAAAGAGCACAACGACCGACAGCAAAAGAAGUUUUAAUACAACUUAAGAAAGCAUUGGAAUUUCAGAAUAUGGCAUCAAUAAUCACCAUGUUGGCUCACUUACAAAUCCCACUUGAACACUUGAUAGAGGCGACCAACAACUUUCAUGAUGAUAACAUCAUCAGACACAGCCGAUUUGGACCAUCAUACAAAGGACAACUCAUGCGGUCUGGGAAAUUGAUCAAUAUUGUUGCCCGGAGGUUAGACUGCAAACAUGGCCUAGGAGACUUUGAGUUUUUGACUGAAGUUUCAUUGCUUUCUGAUCUCAAGCAUACAAAUCUAGUCACUAUUGUUGGAUUCUGCGAAGAGAAAGAGGAGAAGAUCAUCGUAACCACAUAUGAAGCCAAUGGAAGUCUCUCGAAUCAUCUAAGCAACCCGAACCUCACAUGGAAGCAAAGAUUGAGGAUAUGCCUAGGUGUGGCUCGUGCGUUAAGUUACCUCCAUUAUGAUGAGGGACGUGGUUAUGGCGUUAUAAAUCGUAUCAUCAGUAGCGACACAAUUUUAUUAGAUGAGAAUUGGGAAGCCAAAUUAUCCUGUUUUGAAUAUUCCAUCAAACAAUUCCACAAGGACCAGGUCUGCAUUUGUGAACCUAUAGGCGUAACAGGGUAUAUGGAGUCGGCAAUUGAAAAGACAGGAGGUUUGACCCACAGGUCGGACAUCUACUCUUUCGGAGUGGUUUUAUCCGAAAUAUUCUCCGGGAGGAAAGCAUAUAUUGAGAACGAGGCUAAUAGAUUUCUAGCUCCGUGGGCCAAAUAUCAUUUUGAAAUGUAUAAUACGGAGGAUAUAAUCCUUCCUGGUCUGCAGGAUCAAAUGUCGCACUCAUCACUUAUGAGAUACUCAAGAGUAGUAUGUCAUUGCUUAAACGAGGAAACAACAUUCCACCCAGAUAUUGACUAUGUCAUCGCAACACUUGAGGGAGCAUUGGAAAUUUCGUAAAAAUCUUGUAAGACAUUUUAUUUGGUUUUAUCUUUUCUGGCAUAGCAGUUUUACUUUAUGUCAUUCCUUUAUAACCAUUUGUUACGGUUGUUGUUAAAAGUAGGUAAAAAGGUGGAUCACACACUUUUUUGUUUGUUAUUAUUUUUAGUGUAUCAUAAGGGGACCGUGCCACCGUGGUGGUAAAUUUGUGCUUGUGUA
Molecule: messenger RNA, 8049 nt
Organism: Helianthus annuus (common sunflower)
Lineage: Eukaryota; Viridiplantae; Streptophyta; Magnoliopsida; Asterales; Asteraceae
Exons: 6
Coding region: 4765-7851 (1028 amino acids)
Biological process (GO): protein autophosphorylation
Cellular component (GO): plasmodesma; plasma membrane
Molecular function (GO): transmembrane receptor protein tyrosine kinase activity; ATP binding
Source: RefSeq, a predicted model, not a curated record